UUCUGUGGUAUCGAUAAUCCAUAGAUAAAAUAAUUAGAGUUGAAAUUUGGUUAAUUUUGAAUUGAAUUGAAUUUAGAAUUGAGCAAGUUGAUUGGAACUAAUUUUAACUUGUUAAUUAUCAAGAAGGAUUAUCAACAUGCGGGAAUUAGAUACGGAUAACAUCAUCGUUUAUCCUCCUAAUAAAAUACUGGAAACAAAUUAUAUUCAUCCACAAACUCCUAAUCUAAAAAAGUCACUUAUGUUCAUUGAUUUCAACAGCAAAAGUGAAGCUAUUAUUGGGUCAUCUAAUAUCAAUGGUACUCUAUGGGAUGGUUCGACUGCUGUAUUUCAGAGUACAACAGAUCUCGAAAAUUUAAAAUGGUCAAAAUUUUACAUAGGAUCUUCUGUCUGUGAUGCUAAAUAUCUAGAUGAUAUAACAAUUGUGUUAGCUGAAGAUACUGGAGAUGUUCAAGUCCUUGAUAUAGAUGAAAAUGUCACAAUAAGUCCAUAUUUAGUUUAUAAACAUUUCUCUAGAGUACCCCAAAUAGCUGUAUGGUUCAAAUCAUCAAAAAUAUUAACAUGCUCCGAUAGAACUGUUGCAGUGAUUGAUAUAGAAUGUUCAAGGAAAAUUAUCUUUCCAGAUUAUCAUACUGAAUCAAUAUAUUCAGUGGAUUCAUUGACAAAUAAUUCAAACCAUUUUGUGUCAUGUGGGGCAGAUAGGAAUGUUUUAAUUUGGGACAGGCGUGAUCAUGACACCGCAUCAGUUCUAUAUACUGAUGAAUUUGCUGAUUUGACAAGUGUAGCUUGGAAUCAAUCAAACGAAGAUUUCAUUGUUUGUGGAACUGAAGGUGGUACUGUAUACCAUUUAGACAGGAGACAACCUAAAAGCACUUUGGAGUUUCAUCACUGUUUUGAAAAUAGGAUUCAUAGGCUUUCUUUCAACCCGAAUUCUAACCAAGUAGCGAUUUGUGGUGAUACUAAUGAAGUUAUUGUGCUUGAUAAGAUUGAAGGAUCAUAUACAAAUAUUUAUAAUAGUGAAGAACAUUCUGAUAUGGUGAGAGGAUUAUGUUGGAAUGAAAAUAUAUUGUACUCUUGUGGGUUUGAUGCAAAGAUCUGUAAACAUAUUUUUUGAAUAAACUUUUUCUGUUCUA
This is a messenger RNA of Harmonia axyridis, 1130 nucleotides long. Its product is annotated as methylosome protein 50-like. Bases 137 to 1111 code for a protein of 324 amino acids. Gene Ontology annotation, cellular component: methylosome. The transcript has 5 exons. The record is from RefSeq and is a predicted model, not a curated record. Gene Ontology annotation, molecular function: protein binding. NCBI's taxonomy places the organism in Eukaryota, Metazoa, Arthropoda, Insecta, Coleoptera, Coccinellidae. Gene Ontology annotation, biological process: oocyte axis specification.